Messenger RNA from Zophobas morio, 2219 nucleotides. RefSeq lists its product as uncharacterized. Bases 40 to 1542 code for a protein of 500 amino acids. The transcript has 2 exons. NCBI's taxonomy places the organism in Eukaryota, Metazoa, Arthropoda, Insecta, Coleoptera, Tenebrionidae. The record is from RefSeq and is a predicted model, not a curated record.
GAGUUAUGACAUUUUUGGCAUUUAUUUGACAUCAAAAAUAUGAAUCAAAAGAAUAAAAAUCAGUCUUUGGACAUCCUUUUACAGGAUAGCAUUAAGGUGCAAUCUAUUAAUUUAACAAAAAAAGUCUUCCGUUGUCGCAGUUCUGAAAACAGUGUAGUAAUCAACAAUGUGUCUUCAAAGCCGGUUAAAACUACGAAAAGUGUUCAAAAAACAGCACGAAAACUAGCUAAAUAUCCGAUAAGUAAUAUUCCAUUGGGUUUAGAAGAGAAAGAAUCCAGAUUCAGGCAAGAUAACAUUAAGAAAAAGUCUUCAACAUUGGAGAUUCUCGAAAAACUGAAACAGAUAGAUGUGCAGACACAAAACACUGAUGUUUUGGAGCAAACUAAUGAUGAGAUAAAAAUCGCGCAUAAACAGCUUCAGGAACUUCAGAAACUUAUUGCUAGAAAAUUAGAGGAACAAAAAUCGGAAACUGACGAAGAUGUUAAAAAAGAGAUCAAACAUAGACAACAUUCAGUAAUAAACAACGACAGCAGACAGUUAAAUAGACUGCAAAAGAAGUAUUUGAAUAAGACAAGAAUUCGUUAUAAAACUUUACAAGAUGUGGAAAAUUUAACUUUAGCCUACGUUGAUAAGCGAAAGAAAAAUGAAAUAGACAAACAGGAAAAGCAAAAUGAAGUGAAGGUAUUGUAUUCCAAUACAAAUAAUGAAAAAACACACGGUUUUCAACCCUCGAUUAAGAAAAAAACUCUAUCUCUAGAAAAAAAGAAACCACGAUUAGAAGAACGUCAAAAUGUAUACAAAAGAAAAGUUGAAGAUUUUCGGUCAGCAUUGGUUAACAAAUCCCAAGAUAGAUUAAAACCUCUUUUAAGGCGUGAUCAUUUUCGACAAGAUCUAAGAUUCAAAAGUGCCACUGAAAAAGAAAUUAAUAAAAUAAGAUACUUGUUGAAGUCUGAACAUGGUUUUGAUACUAAAGUUGGAAGUACCACUAGUGAAGUUGUAGAGAUGGACAAUAACGAAAAACAGUUGAAAUCCGUACUGAAAAGUUUUUCAUAUUCAGCAGAUUAUAAAAAAAACACAGUAGGCAGAAAAUAUCCUAAAUAUGUAAAACCUGAGUGUGUUAGGUUACACAGUAAACUUCGCAAAGCACGAUUUCAGGAUCCUCGGUUAGAAGAUUCUAUUUUAAAUUGCGAUAACUUUUCUUCGUCAGCAGACUCAUAUAAUUUUGAUUUGCCAGAUGAAUCUAGUGAAAACAUAACGGCUAUUUCAAGCAAUGUAAAUAAUAAUCUAAUUACUUUGCCGAAAACUGUGCAGAACGGAUGUUCACAAGCUGAUAAUUUUAGUUUUGGACAAAGACAUAAUAGAAACCUGAAUAGAUCAAAAUUGGAUGGAUCUACAUCAACAGUGGAUAGUGUAUCAAUGAAAAAGAGAGAAAAAACUUAUAUGGAUGGCAAAAGAAAAUUAAAUUUGCUACUCUACGGAAGGGACAAAUUACCUGAAGAAUUUGAUGAUACCGAUCUGGCGGAUUCGAAACGCAGUUUCUAGUAUGAACAGAGGACAAGCAGAAGACGGGAAAAGUAUGCAGUUGUUAGAAAGUGUGGUACACAAGUUUCGAAACAAACUAGAACCUACCCAGUUAGUAAAGUUAAGAGGACGUGAUCAGAAAUUGUAUACAACAUUAAAUAGCGCCUUGAUAGAUACCCUAUAUACAGAAAUUCAAAAAUAAAUCCUUAUGUAACUGUCACAAUUGGAAAUAAAUUAUUUGUAGAUAAACCAGGGUAAAAAUCUGUUCGGUAGUUAUCUUAUAUAAUACAUACCUUGAGCUUCCGGUCGGUUAUCGAGUCACGAAACCCUGACGAGUUGUUUAGCCAAGAAUUAAAUGCGUUCUAGACAAGUAAAUUAUCUUUUAAUCCUUUAUGUUUUCAUGGAUCUCGGGUUCAAGGUAACUCCGAUAGAGUCAAUUAAAGAAAUGAAAGAGUUUAAAAAGUUCCAUUAUCUUGGACUCGACCCGCUUGAAGGUGGAGAACGGAACGAACGUUGAAUUGAAACAAUGGACUAUUAUAUUGAAAUUCCUCUUUUAAACGAUCUAUCACCCUGUACAAACAGCAAUAACUUCAACGAGGACAACAGAAUGAAUCGAGGAAUAAAACGAAGGUAGAUCAGGAAGAAGGUUAGAUUAAUGCUGUCUUUAUCCCGAUUCAUAUUUAAUCGAUAAAGGUUCC